GAGCCAUUGUAAUCAUACACUGGGCCUAGGUUAUAGUCCUUAUCCGAGAAGACUUGUUCUACCACCAGAACGACUUAGGCUUAAAAGUAGCCUAUUGUAAUCAAUAAACUACUGUGGUAUAAUUUCUCAGCCGAUGUAACUGCAACAUGGAUAAUCUCCAUGGUUACAAAGUUAUCCAAUCACCUGGGAACGAAACCGCGAUGAUAUAAAUCCAGGUACCUCUCUGCAGUCACGUGCUACUUUUUAUCUGCCUGCAAAGAGAAAGAUCUCGAAGAAGAGGGCUAGGCUUUUGUUACACAGAGCGCUAUUUAUUUUAUUUGUAAAUUUACAUAAUGUCUGUUCUUAUAUCAUCAUUAGAAGUGAAAGAUAUUCGCUUCCCAACAUCUCUCGAAGGACAUGGCUCCGACGCAAUGCACACAGACCCGGACUAUUCUUGUGCGUAUGUGAUUAUUGGUACAAAUGUGAAUGAUGGCUUAUUUGGACAUGGCCCAACAUUUACCUGUGGAAGAGGCACUGAAGUUAUAUGUCAAACUGUUAAGGCAUUGUCACCAUUUGUUCUUGGACAAGAUUUUGCUAAAAUUGUGUCUGACUUUGGAGGAUUUUGGAGAACAAUUACCAGCGAAUCCCAAUUAAGAUGGAUUGGUCCAGAAAAGGGAGUUAUACACUUGGCCUGUGCUGCUAUUCUCAAUGCAUUGUGGGAUCUUUAUGGUAAACGAGAACAAAAGCCUGUGUGGAAACUUCUUACAGAUAUGACUCCAGAACAGCUUGUUUCUUGUAUAGAUUUUCGUUAUAUAACUGAUGUUGUAACAAAAGAAGAGGCAAUAGAAAUGCUUCAGAAACAGCAGUCAACCAAGAAGGAUAGAGAAAAGUUUCUUCAAGAAAAUGGCUACCCAGCAUACACAACUUCCACAGCUUGGCUUGGGUACUCGGAUGACACUCUACGAGAGAAAUGUAAAAAGGCUCUUUCUGAGGGUUGGACAAGAUUCAAAAUGAAAGUUGGAGCUAACAUAGAAGAUGACAAAAGAAGAGCAGCAAUGAUGCGUGAGGAAAUUGGAUGGCAGAAUACACUGAUGAUGGAUUGUAAUCAGAGGUGGGAUGUACCAGAAGCCAUAACCUGGAUGAAAGAGUUGGCGCAAUUCAAGCCACUCUGGAUCGAGGAGCCAACAUCCCCAGAUGACAUCCUCGGACAUGCCACCAUUGCUAAGGCCCUGAACCCUCUGGGCAUUGGUGUUGCCACUGGUGAGAUGUGUCAGAACAGGGUGAUUUUCAAGCAGAUGCUUCAAGCAGGUUCUCUGCAAUUUUUGCAGAUUGACAGUUGUCGUGUUGGCAGUGUCAAUGAACUCCUCGCCAUUCUCUUGAUGGCUAAGAAAUUUGAUGUUCCUGUGUGUCCACAUGCCGGUGGCGUUCUGCUGUGUGAGCUGGUCCAUCAUAUAAGUAUGUUUGAUUUUUGCUGUGUGUCUGGAACAAUGCAAAACAGAGUGAUAGAAUUUGUGGAACAUCUACGUGAUAAUUUUGUUUAUCCAGUCAGAAUGAAAGGCACAAACUACCUCCCACCACAGGAGGCUGGUUACUCUUCUGAGCUCACAGCUAAGUGCAUAGAAGAAUACGAGUAUCCCAGUGGCAAAAUUUGGACAGAGUUGAUUCAAUCUGGAAAAUUUAAUGUCUAAUUCUGUUAACAGUCGUUAGUGUAUGGAACCUAUGAACUAGCCGCCCUCUAGAAUACAGGAAUUAUUUUAUACGGAGUGCUUAAGACUUAAGACAUAGCUAUAUAAUGCUAUUUUACUUAAGUAGGUUACUCAAGAUAAUAACUUGUUCCUAUAAUUAUUAAUUCAUAUUUUUAACAAUAGAAAUAUAUUACAGUACAAUUUUAAUUGGUAAAAUUAGGGGGGGGGGGGAAUUCUAGAAUCACAUUGAUCAAAACAUUUAAAUGUUAGCUUAUUUGCAAUUUUUGUUUUUACAGUACUUUGAAAUUCAUAAAUGAUUACAGACAAUUUAAAUGUGUACACAAAUGAUAUAGAAUUUGUUUAUGUAAAGUGUCACGAAAAAAAAAUAUUUCCGUUCUAUUUUUUUAUGAGAGUUGAUAUAUGCAUUUUAAGAUUGGCUUCAAUAUUUAUAAAUGAAAACAAUUGAAGAAAGAAUGAAUUAAAAGAAAAAAAUUAAAAAUGUGUUCUUUUUUUGUUAAGAAAUAAUAAUAGAACAACUAAAAGAUAUAAUUUUAUAAGUAAACCAUAUUGCAUUUCGGGGUAAACAGCUAAAGGGAAUAUGACAGAAAGCGCCACCACUAUUAUUGUGAACAAAAAUUUUUACUACCAGUUGUGUUUGAAUGUCAAGAGAAAAUGAGUAAUGUUUUUGUUGAUGAUAACGACGAUUCUGAUGACGAUGAAAACUUCAACGUAUUUCAAAACAAUAUAAAAAGGACUACAAAGAUCACAAUUAUACAACCUAUGAACUGAAGGGCAUUUAUAUAGCCCCCUCUAGAAUAAAACAAUUAUUUUAUAGCGAGUGCUUGACACUUAAAUAUAGAACAUU
Anneissia japonica is the source of this 2529-nucleotide messenger RNA. RefSeq names its product mitochondrial enolase superfamily member 1-like. Gene Ontology annotation, biological process: carbohydrate catabolic process; amino acid catabolic process. The record is from RefSeq and is a predicted model, not a curated record. Bases 333 to 1667 code for a protein of 444 amino acids. Lineage: Eukaryota; Metazoa; Echinodermata; Crinoidea; Comatulida; Comatulidae. The transcript is spliced from 14 exons. Gene Ontology annotation, molecular function: magnesium ion binding; L-fuconate dehydratase activity.